UGCACCCCCCCCACCCACCACCGCCGCCUCCGCUUAUCCGCAUUGGGAUUUUGUAAGCGGCCGCUUGCGGGCUUAGGAAGAACGCCCAGCGACGCUGUCGGGGGGGUCGACGGCGUCGCUCGCAGCCGCCGCCGCCGCCGCCUCUCGCUCGCCCGCUCGGGUGGACGAGCGACCUCCCCACCCCACACCCUUCGCACCAACUCCGCAGGACGUCCUCGGCUCCGUCGCGGACCGAGUCAUGCGCCGGUGAGGCUGUCGCCAUGGAGACGGACGACAUCACCUUCGUGACGGAGGAGGUGGAGAGCGGUUACCACGGUUACGCGGAGACCCCCGGUGGGGUGGAUGUGGGGGGCGCCCCCCCCGCCGGGGCCUCCCCUUCCUCGGGGGCGGGGGAGGAGGAGGUCCACAGAAAGCGGCGACCCCGGGGCCACGGGGACCCCGACAGGAAGGGCAAGAGACCCCGGCCGGCGUAUCUGCAUUACUACACGGAGGCUCACGCUCGAGUCCGGCGCCAGCACCCGGAGCUGCCGCGCUCGGAGAUCAACCGGCGCGUGAGCGAGGGCUGGCGCCGGCUGGCGGUGGGGGAGCGCGACGUUUACCUGCAGCGCGCGCACGCUGAGAGGGCACGUGCCUCCACGCCCGCCACCACGGGGGGGGCCCUGUCCAUGUCCACGGCCCCCUCCCCCGAGCCCCCCACGUCCUCGCCCCUCCCUGGUUUUCGUCGCAUCCUCCCGCGAUCCGUCUACCUCGUCAUCCCGGCAGCGGGGGGCAAGGGGGGUUGGCGCGGGGGCCCCGGGGACAGCGGGAGGGGUGGUGCAGUGGCCGGGGGUCAGGUGCCCGCGUGGGAGGAGGCGGCGGUCGGAGCCGUGGUGGAGGCCGACGCUGCUACCCAGAGUGCCGUGCAGAGCGUCCUGGUGUCACCGCCGGGGAGCGGCUCGGAGAGGGGCCUCGGCGCCACCCCAUCCUCCACCGCGGAGGGCCCCCCACGCCGGCCGGAGCGGGGUCUGGAGGUGGUCGUCAUGGAGACGCUGCCCCCACCGCCCCCUCCCCACGAUUGGGGCGGCACGGAGGGGGCCGUCGCCCCCGUCCACGUGCCGGGGUUCGCCGGCACGCACAGCGCACCACCGGUGGAGGAGUCCAGGGCCCAGUUCAUCCUGGUGCCCGUGAGCAACGCCACUCAGGACGGUCACACGCCCGGCAAGGCCACAGGGAAGUCGACGUACACACGGCGAGGCCGCGGCAGCUGCCCCGGCGCGGGCUGCUGCUUCGGCUACGUCACACGGCACAAGCCUCCCGUGUGCCCGCACUGCGGCACCUGGCUCGGGGGCAAGUGGGUGCCGAGGGCCGGCGCCGUCGCCCGCGGGGCCCCCGCCGCGGCGGCGGCGGCGGCGGCGGCGGCCGCCCCCCCCGCGGCGAAGGGCGGCGGAGGAGGAGGAGGUGGCAAGGGCGGCGUGGACCUUGCGGUCGCGAAGCGGCUGUGUUUAGGAAGCCUGCCCGUGACCGCCGUGUUUGACGUCUCCAUCCAGCUGCACGGAGCCGAGGCUUCCUCGGUGGGCGGCGAGCCCCUCCCCGGACCCCCGACCCCCGCCGGUUCGGCAGAACCUAACCAGGCCGUCGCCGGGCUGAUGGUCGCCACGGCGACGGGACCCGAGGGAGCGGCGCAGCCCCGGGGCCCUCCGUGCCGGGCCGGGGCGGCGGCCAAGGACGCGGUGUCGCCGUCGCCGCCGCCCGACGGGAUGAGUAACGGCAAAGACCCGGGCGCCCCCGCCUCUCGCUCCCCGAUCCUCCCGGCCGCAGUGCAUGCUGGGAAAGGUUCAGCCGAGGUCGCGCGGGUGCCGCCCGUUCUUCCGUCGGGGCCGAGGGUCAGCCCGGCCGGCGGCGUCCGCGUGGGGCUGAGGCCGAUCGCCAAGGAGCCCUCGGCCAGAAAUCCUCGCAGGCACUUCACUGCGUCGUCGCCCAGGCCAGUACAGCUCAUCGCAGGAACACCACCGGUCCGCGGAAUGUUUGACAACUUCGCAAUACAGCUACCGCUGGGGGCCUCCGGCCCCGGGCGGACCGUGGCCCUGCAGCCGGCGCCGCCCCCGGCCCUCCCUCCACCGACACCCUUCUGUGGCCCGGUGGGGCCCGUCCAGCGGGUAUCCCCGCGGCCCCUCCGCGCCAUCCUGCCCGCCGUGGCCACCGCGGUGCCAGCCGCCACGCCCGCCCCCGUGCCCACCGCCGCGCCCGGUCCCGCCGCCACUUCCUCCGCCCCGCCCGCCGCCGCCGCCGCCGCCGCCGGAGUCGCCGCCGGAGUCGCCUUCGUCCAGUUCAUCGCCGUUCCCGGCCCCCGCUGCUCGGCAGAGGGGGGGGUUCUGGUGGCGGGCGGCGGGGGUGGGGGCGGCGGGGGCCGCCCGGGAGAGACGCCCCCCACGGCGGGGGGCUCGGCCCCCCUCGCGGCCACCCUGGUCUCCCUGCCCCAGCAGCAGCAGCAGCAGCAGCAGAUCGCCGCUGCGUUGGCGGUGCAGCCGGCCCCGCCACAAGCGGGCCUCAAAGCCAGCACCCUGAAGCAGCUGGGGCAGGCGGGGACUGGUGGGGAGGGCGCGCAGGUGGAGGAGGGCAACUUUGGCACCCUCGUCCAAGCGCACCAUCGCUUGCAUCACCCCUUUGAGCUGGGCCUGGCCACGUCACGGGGCAAGGGCCACUGCAAGAGCCCGGGCUGCGGUUUUGUCUACAUGAACCGGCACAAGCCUCUCGCCUGCCCCAAGUGCGGUGCCGCCCUGCGCUCGCAGUCUCGAAGGGCCCUCCGCUCGCAGGCCCAGCCCUGCUACGACGAGGUGCUCGAGGCCGUGGCCCGCGCCGACGAGGCGGCCCUGGCCGACGACGCCGAGCCCGCGGGCGACGAGGAGGACCGCGGGGACGCGGUCGCCGUGACGAUGAUGAUGACCGCGGAGGGGGCGGGGGAGGAGGGGGCGCCGGAAGCGGGGGAGGCGGCGGCUGGGCCCGGCGCGCGACCUCUGGCCGACCCCGGCCGCCCCCUCACGGCACAGCAGCGCGUGGUGCAGCGGCGGAGCACCGUCGCUCUGCUGCGCCGCUCGCUGCACAUUCCCGAAUCCGAGGCGGAGCUGGCCCCCGCUCUGGCACGCGUGGCGCUCAGAGACGCAGCGACCUCCCGGGCCGAGGCCUCCUCGUGCACGGUGGAGGAGGGGAAAGAGGCGGGUGAGGAGGGGAGGUGGGGGGGGAGGAGGUGGAGGAGGAGGAGGUGGAGGAGGUGGUGCUGCUGGAGGAGGAGGGGGGGGGGCCUGGUUCUCCACCGUGCCGGGGGGGAGGGUCCUGGCUGGGCCCUCGGCUACGGCCCCUCCGCUCACCUGUGCCAGCUUUGUGGCACCUGGCUCAGCAGCGUGGACAGGUCCAUGCUGGGUCUGGACGAGGAUUGCUGGCUGCUUUCGUCCUGCCACCUCCUGCGUGUGUCCGCCGUGGUGAAGAUGUGUCUCGAGCCUUCUUGCCUCGCUCUGCACGGCUUCUGUGACAUCAACUCUGGGCUGUUUAACGUGGGCAACCGGCUGCUCGUGACCCUUGACCUCUUGCUGCACAUACGUCAGCGUGUGCGUGACGGAGACAACCCCAGCGACACAGCCCGGGAGAUCGUGCACGCCGCCGGCGGCGGGUUCGGUCGCGGGGGGCCCCCGGGGGCCGAGCGGCCGCCCCCCGCCGCGCUGAGCGAGCUGCUGGCCGCCGGCUACUGGGCCUUCGAGAGCCUCACGGCGCGCGACUACAACGACAUGAUUUGUGGCGUGUGCGGGGUCGCCCCGCGUCUCGAGCUGGCGCAGCGUGGGGCCCACGGCCUCCUGGACCUCGACGACCUGGAGCUCGUGUGGCCCGGCGAGGAGGGUGAGGCGAACGAGGUGGGCGGCGAGGAGGUGAGCGCCGACGACUUCUGGUCGCUCAUGGAGACGGAGGCCCUGGAGGCCGCCGCCUUCCCCGGCGCCGCGGCCCCCCGGCUCGAGGCCGCGGCCGUCGCGCCGUUCAUCCCGCCGCUCAUGCGCGGGGCCCUCACCAUCAACACGGAGAGGGACAAGGUGGAGCGGGGCCCCGCCAGCGGCUGUGCGGAGUCGUUGAUGCGCCUGGUUCUGGCGGGGGAGCUGGACGUCGCCACCCUCCACAGCAGCCCCCGCGAGCGGCUGGAGGACGCCUGCCAGCGCUGCGGCCUGCCCUGCAGCGCCACACUCUCGCGGGAGGAGCUGUGCGUGUCGCUCGUGUGCCUCUACGCCUCGGUUCUGGACGGCGGUCGCCCCCCCGGCUCCGAGACGCUGGCCCGGCCAUCGCACACGGGCGGCAAGAUCUACAAAAUGUGUCCCCACCAGGUGAUCAGCGCAUCCAAGUACCUGGUGCGUGCGGAGCGCGCCCGCGACCACGUGGACCUGCUCGUGUCGUGCCUCCACUGGCCGCCCGUCUACGUGAGCGACCUGGCGCGCGACGUCGCUCUCAACGUCGAGGCGCGCUACCCGGCCCUGGCCGCCCAGCUCUGGGGCCUCACGCAGGGAUGCUUCAGCGACCCCUUCGCUCCGCCGCAGCUGGUCUCGUGCCCCGAGCUCCAGGAGCAGUGCUUCGCCGAAGAUGACCCCUCGCCAGAGGGCAGCCUGGUGCACCCGGUUACGCGCUCCACUCGCCGCUGGGUGGCGCAGGCCCCACCGCCGACCGCAACAACCGCCGGGGACGCCGGCGACGGCGACGGCGACGGCGGCGGCGACGGCGACCCCGGCGGGCAUCGGCCGCACCGCUCGCUGUCGGCGUGCCGGGAGCUGGAGCCGUACGACGCCGCGCUGGCCGGCCUGGACGCCUCCCCCGCGAGCGCCCGGCGCCGCUCGCGGCCCGCCCGCUUCUCGUCGGCGCCCCACUACUUCCUCUUCAGCCGCCUCUGCGAUUUCCUGACGAGCCGCGACGUGGUGGCCCACCAGAUCGGCGCCCUGCUCGCCGCGUGCCAACCGGGCCAGGUGCUCAUCCGGGACUCCCUCUACCGCCUCGGCGUGGCGCAGCUGGAGGGGGACGUCGACGAAGGGGGGGAGGAGGAGGAGGCGGCGGAGGAGGGAGCGGACGACGUGAGGGGCGAGGGCGGCGGCGACGACGCCGGGGCGGCAGACGCGGCCACGGACGGGCACGGGGAGGCGGCGGCGGCGGCGCCAAAUGGCGCCGCCGGGGAAGUCGCCACCGUUGUGGGAGGGGGCGGCGCCGGCGGUGGCGGCGUCGGCGGGGACAUUGCGGCGGGUGCCGGAGACGGCGGCGGCGGCGGCGGCGGGGGGGCGGGGUGA
Molecule: messenger RNA, 5285 nt
Organism: Petromyzon marinus (sea lamprey)
Lineage: Eukaryota; Metazoa; Chordata; Hyperoartia; Petromyzontiformes; Petromyzontidae
Source: RefSeq, a predicted model, not a curated record